AUGUUGCAGUCGUCCUGGGAACCGGAGGAAAACUUGAAUGAGGUUUCGCUAAGGUAAGCAAUUUUAUUCAUAUUGAUGCUAUUAUAAUAGGUCAUAAUAAGCCAUAUGAAUUAUAUGAUGGUAUGUACUAUCAACUGUGUUCCUCUGAAUGUGGAGUAUUUGAAAAAAAGCACUCACACAAAUGCCUAAAAAUGUUAAAAUUGACAUGAUUGUUAAAAUAAUAAUCUGCGUUGUAUUUUUGACAGGAGCUAUGAUCAUCCACAACCAGAGAUGUCAAGGGUCGAAGAGUCAUGUUUUGCUCUUCGAACAACCAUAAUACAUGGGUUGAAGUCAUCUGGGGUGGAUGUUCAUUUAUAUGUACCAUUCCACCUUCAUGUUUGGAGAUACCUAAUGCAAGGUAAAGGGGAAGCUAUCGAAGGAGGUACUAGCAAAUUAUAUCAAAAGGAAGACUUUGAUAGGUUUGUCGAUUGGCCCGAUCAUUGGAGUUAUAUCAUGAAUCUCUAUGGCACAGGAAGAGCAAUCGAUUUUCCCAUAAAAGUAAGGCCAUUCCUGGGGAAAUCGUGUGUGAAAGAUUUUGUUGUGGGGGAUGAUGGAGCAAUUGUGAAAGCUCCUAUAUUAUAUACUGAAAAGUUAAGUAUUUAUUUUGUAAAAAGACCAUUUAAUCCUAACAAUAUAUAA
Messenger RNA from Paramuricea clavata, 678 nucleotides. NCBI's taxonomy places the organism in Eukaryota, Metazoa, Cnidaria, Anthozoa, Malacalcyonacea, Plexauridae. The record is from the annotation of a GenBank genome assembly.